CAGGGCCCGAGCAGGCCCGCGUCGCCAUGGCGACAGCGCGGCGCCGCGGCCAUGGCGGAGAAGGAGAAGGGCCAGGAUGUCCUAGUAGCUGAAAUUGAGAAAAAGAUUACAGAAGCUUUUGAGGUGUUUGACCGUGAAUCCAAUAAAACUGUGGAUGUCAGGUUUGUAAAUAUAUUCACAAAUAUAUUACAGAAUCCCAAUAGAGAUAAACAGUUCCCUAAACUGCCAUCUGCUUUACCAGAAAAUGUAAUAGAAACAGUUCUUUUGGCCCUGUUUGGACAAAUAGAAGUAGAAGAACCGGGUGGAUUCGUUCAUCUGGGAAAUUUUCUUCCAGUGAUGACAAAAGUUCUACUUGACAGAAGAUUCCAACCUAUUCCAGAAGAUGUUAUUCUACAUGCAUUUGAGGCUUUGGAUGAGAAUAAAUGUGGAUAUAUUACCAAAGAGGACCUGGUCAAACAUUUGACUGAAGAAGGUGAGCCCUUUAAUCUGGAGGAAAUGGAGGACAUGCUUGCUGUUGCUCUAGAUCCAGAAACAGAUACUCUUCACUACAGAGAUUACCGUACAAAGCUGGUAGUAGACGAAACCAAGAACUUCCCUUUUAAGGUCUGGGAUGCCUUUCGGUAACAGCACCAUGGCUUGACAGAUGGUUGAAAUAUGGAUUUUCAAGUGUAACAAAGCUCAGCUUGUGACUUGGUGCUUAUAAUUAAAAUGAAAUCUGUGUAGUUACA
Messenger RNA from Serinus canaria (Common canary), 728 nucleotides. It is a transcript of the gene EFCAB2, whose product is annotated as EF-hand calcium binding domain 2. Gene Ontology annotation, molecular function: calcium ion binding. NCBI's taxonomy places the organism in Eukaryota, Metazoa, Chordata, Aves, Passeriformes, Fringillidae. The record is from RefSeq and is a predicted model, not a curated record. Bases 52 to 624 code for a protein of 190 amino acids. The transcript is spliced from 6 exons.